This is a messenger RNA of Nematolebias whitei (Rio pearlfish), 454 nucleotides long. Its product is annotated as lens epithelial protein. The record is from RefSeq and is a predicted model, not a curated record. The transcript is spliced from 2 exons. Bases 165 to 359 code for a protein of 64 amino acids. Gene Ontology annotation, biological process: multicellular organism development. NCBI's taxonomy places the organism in Eukaryota, Metazoa, Chordata, Actinopteri, Cyprinodontiformes, Rivulidae.
GUUACUCGUUCAAACCAGAUGAGGAGAAAAUCCCGGAUGUGAACAGAAGCGGCUUGCUGUUUGGGGGAGGUUAUAAGUAGAGGAGAAGAAGAGUGAGGCCCCAGGAAUCAUCAUCGUGUAAUUCCGCUCACGUUCGUCUCCAUCUGCCUCUUAAAUCUGAAGCCAUGCACCCUCAGCGUCCUCUUCCCCAGGCCAUGCCCUCCUCCUCUCUGGGGCAGCACCUGCGGGACUUGGCCAUGGGUCUGGGACGGGGCAAGAACGUCCUCGGGGGGAACUUCACCUACAGUUUCAUCCAGUCGGUUAAGGAGUGCCUUUACUUCCUCCUCUGCUGUUGGUGUAUCAAAGAGAUCCUGGACUGACUGAAGGAGAAUACGUCAAGUUGUGCCACAUUGUUUGGCUCAUCUAUGGAGGGUUUGAUGAAGAGCGAUUUAUGCACCUGAGCAAUCACCCCUGC